This is a messenger RNA of Chelmon rostratus (copperband butterflyfish), 3362 nucleotides long. RefSeq lists its product as uncharacterized. The coding region runs from base 66 to 2486 and encodes 806 amino acids. The record is from RefSeq and is a predicted model, not a curated record. The transcript has 4 exons. NCBI's taxonomy places the organism in Eukaryota, Metazoa, Chordata, Actinopteri, Chaetodontiformes, Chaetodontidae.
GGUACAGAGGAGCUGACAGUGCAGGUCACCCAACUGGUGACCAAAACAUCAAGUCAGGGCUCAUCAUGGGACAGGAAACAGAUGAGCAUCUUCAGCAAAGCACUUUGAAAGGCGGGAGAGAGGGGGGAAGAAGAUGGAUAGAACCAAGAAGACAAGUGAAAAGCAGCAGAGACACAUGUACUGAAGUAGAAAGGCUGAGGGAAGGACAUCUACAAAAGAUUGAUGAAAGUGAUAAGGAGCGGGAGAGGCAUCUGAGACGGUAUCACCAACAGCUGCAACAGUUCAUGCCCUCAUCUGCUUCUUCAUCUGACCAUCUCCUCUCACCCUCUACAUGUCUGUCUUUCUCUUCCUCUAAUCCGGUCUCUCUCUCAUCCUCUGUCCCCCCAUCUUCCUGUUCUUCUCUCCAGCACUCGCCCCUUAAGUAUCAUGGUUUGGAAGAGGUUUGCAGAGCCAGGGUUAAGAUUAGGACUGAUGGUAGCAGAGGGCAGUUAUCUUCCUUCCCCAGAGGAGGGAUUUGCUUGCAAACUGUAACCUCUCCUAGUUACAGUAAUAAUAAGGAUGAGGCUGGUCGUGGCGACUCAGGUGGUAGUGAAGAUUGGAGGGCAUGCUUGGAAGGAACAGAGGCAGGAUUUGGACAAGACAGGGGGAAAGGUGAGAAGAGGAGGUCACUGAAGGUGAGAGUUGAAGGAGAGGUAAGAGGAAGGAGGGAAGACUGGAGGCCAGCUGGGAAGGAAGAAGGGGGAGAGAGGAAGUGGGCUUGGGUGGCAACAGCACACACAGAACAGGCAGACAAGAUGACAGGUGCAAGACCAGCUGAUGUAGAGGCACAAGUGUUUUACGACCGUGAUUCAGAAGUGGGUGAGGAAGGGCCAGAUGCCUCAGCUGUCACAGCUGAUGGAGUGUGGAGUGCUGAGGAGCGAGGAGGAGAUGAUGGAUACGCUUUAGUGUCCUCCCACAGCAACAAUGACAGCAGCAGCCUCUUUGACAACUCUCCUGUUGAGUCACCCCAUCAACGAGCUCCAGCAGAACGACCCCUCUCCCCAGCCUGUGAACAUACCAACACACUCCUGACCCCUAAUAAACUAAGUGAUCUCUCCCUUGAAUUAAAACAUACCAGAUGCACCUCAAACACCCUGUCACCUCUAAUUCAAAAUGCCCAACAGGGAGUACCAUCAAGCAGAGACAGGGAACUACAAUUUGCUGCUAAUGCCAAUAGAAGAGAAUUUUCAAAUGCUCAAUCAGUCACUCUGCCUCUCACUAUUCCCUUCACACAGAAUGGGUGUAAAAUACCUGCUAAGCCCCUUAACAUAUUAUCUGAGAAUCCAGCUCACACUCAGGCACACGACCAUCCAGAUGUUAAAGCCGAAAUGCCUGUUUUAUCUCAAGGAGAGACUUCUACAGAUUCUGUCAGCUGCACCAUGGACCCCCUCAGCAUCUCCUUGCUCCAAGUGGACCAAGAGGUCGCCACAGCCUCGUUCCUCCAAGCGGAACAGAACAACACCUCACUCUGUCCACUUGAGAAUGAAAGGGCAGAAGAUAAGAAAAGGGAAGUGGAAAAAGAAGGCCUCACAUGUGCAGAGAUGGCAGGGAAAGUUGUAGAGGACGAAGACGUAGAAUUUUGCCUGUCUCUUUUGGAGCUGCCACAAGCGAUGACCCACUGCCCUCCCACCUCCCACCACAUGACAGCUACUGAUCACUCUGAGCAAAGAAAGGAUGAGUGUUUUGCCACAUGCGAAUAUUGUGGGAUAGGUAUGAUGAAGCCUCCUAUCCCUGAGAUUAGGCUGGUCUCUCUCCAGGACCAAGAGAACUAUCAGAAACCCCAAACCACACCAGCUAUUGAAGUCAUGGACAACAAAGCCCCUGCAUCACCACUUAAACCCUCUACAUGGGCUUCUAUGGGAAUUUCUGUUAUGCAGUCCGUCUCAUCUUCUGUCCAGCCUUCUGGGAACACAGGCUCACCCAGUCUAAUGACAAAUGGUGCCACCCAAAUACCACUAGAAUAUGCACAUGGUGUGCAUGACAAAAUUGCUUUUUCCAUUUCAACACCACAGUCAGAAAGUGUCCUGGGCCAGGUGAACACAUUGCAAAAGCGUUGUCACACAGUACAUUCAAACCAUUCCAGCAUCUCACCCCAACCGAACAAUUCAACAGAAUCAAACUGUGAAGAGAGCACCGGCAAUCUGCAACUUAGAAACAUAACUAAUCUGUCUAUGCUCGAAGACUUGUAUCACAGCCAGUGGCGUGUUGUGCAGGCCCAUUGGGAGCAGCUAGAGGAGAUGGAAACUUUAUGUCGUAAAGAGGGUGUGCUUCUGUGCCAGCAACCUGAUAUGGCAUUUGGGGAGUAUGUCCACAAACUGGGGGAGAUCAUGGAGAGAAAGGCUCGGUGUGUCCAUAGCAUGAUAGCUCAGCUUCAGCCUUAUCUUAAGACUAGUCAUUGUAACCAACCACACAACCCAGGAGAGGAUAAUCAUGAUAAAAUUACAUGAAUAAACGUUAGAGUUAUUGCGCACUUUUUAAAAUUUUCAAAUGCAACCUAUACAAUGACAAAAUGCCAGUUUUGUAAAGCUGUUUAUGAGUGCACUAUAUACUAAUACAGUAUGGGUCAAUGUUAGUAUUAUUUAUUUUCAGAAAUGUUCAAGUGGCUUUAAGAGUUCACUGUGCAUUGGAAAAUAGAACUUGAUGUGUGUGACAUCGAGAGAUGUGUUACGUGUGUGUGUGUGUGUGUGUGUGUGUGUGUGUUUGCGUGCAGGUGUGCGAUUGUUGUUUUUCCAUCAUACAUCCUCAAUACUGUAUACAUGCUGAUUCACAUGCAAAUAGAAUACGAGGGAAUUCAUACAUAUUUACUUCAUAAUUUUUGAUUUAUCUGUGGAAACUUUGAUGACUGGUAUUUAGAAAUUGAGUUUUUCUGCUAUUUAUCUACUAUGUAUCUUUUAAUUUAAAAUAAUCCAGAGGGUUUGUAUUUUGUACCCCUUUGAGUCCAGUCUUGGGAGUUUCUCCUUGUAUCAGACUGAUAAUUUUUUCUCAGCUUUGGUUUUUCUUGUUCUUUUUCUUUGUCUUAAAAAUCUAAAACUCUGACUCUUGAACUAUAAUACAUCGAACCAAAGAUGCGCAACUAAUAUUUUGCUAACUUGGGCUCACAUUGUCUACUGAGCUGUUUACUGGGCAGUUGGCUUGGCAACUGUUUUCUACUGCUAUGUUUGUUUGUUUGUUUUGUAAAAGUUGUUUUAUUCUAAUAAGAGAUUGUGAUACUUGUAAGGAAAUGAGACUAGUGUAUUUUGGGUUUUCACUUGAGGGGUUGAGGCAACUUGAUUUUUUAAAGACAGAUCUAUGGGUUUAAUAUUAAAUGAAAUUUGAUGAUCGAA